ACUAUACGGACAAUUCACGAAGAAACAUAUGGCAGACCUGCCUGCUACGGUAUAAAUGACUUUAAUAUUACUCGCUAUUGUUCAUGUAGUAUCAUAUUGCGAGGGACAAGCAGGGGCUUCAUUCGAAGAUGUGCGAACGAGUUGUUCACUCGAAGGAAAUACAGCGAGAAUUUCCUUGGGUAAAGCAAAUCAAAUCGUAAAUGAAAUUGUCGCAAUAAGUAAUCUCUGUCAACGUGGAAACAAGACGUGGGAUUUAUAACAUUGGUGGUAUUUUAUUUGAAAACUGUUAUCCUUACCAAGUGAUAUAAAGGCAGCUAAAUAUCUACAUCUUGCGCUAUGAUUUUUCAUCGUUUCAAAGCUAUUUUUUGUUGAGUUUUCAAGGGAAUUCCGUCGACUAUUAAAUUGCGACAUCGUAUAGAACGAUUGUACGGGAAUAUAUUACUCGGCUAAAAGUACCAUCGGCUGUUUUUCCCUGCGACCUUUGUACCUACGAGAAUUUUUUACCGACCGGGUAUUGUUAUCGUACGGGUAAAAUCUAUCUACGAGCAUCGUUCCUGGAGGCGUGCAUCUCACGUGUACCUGUCAGAGGAAACCCCCAUUGGUCAAAAAUAUUUCGGCACAAGAAAUCAAAGGAAAAACCGCCUCAUUUAUUGUUUGUGUUGCAACCGAGCUGUCAAGUCUUGUCGAAAUGGACAGAGAUGAAAGCGCAGAAGGGCUUAUAGAUGGCCAUAUAAAGCCCCCGAAAGACAGGCCGGUUGUAACAAUUGUUGUAACAAGUGAAGGAACAAAGAUCAAAGAGGAAACUCCCGGGGUAACAAAAUUACAUGACAGAUUCAACCUUGUCUAUUUCAUCAUCGUACUACAAGGCAUUGGGACAUUGUUACCAUGGAACUUUUUUAUCACAGCACAUGCAUACUUCUUCGCCAAACUAAAAGGCACUCGUUAUCAACAUGAAUUUGAGAAUUUCUUUGCAUUGGCUGCAUUUGGACCCAAUCUUGUUGCAUUCUUUUUAAACACUAUGUUUAAACACAAGGUUCCCCUGAAGAUUAGAAUUCUAGUGCCAUUAUUUGUGAUGACGGGCAUAUUUAUUGUAACAGCAUCUUUGGUCCGGGUGGACACUGACGAAUGGAAAGGUAGUUUCUUCGCAAUCACUUUGGUAACAAUUGCGCUCAUCAAUGUAUUUUGCGCUGUGUAUCAAGGAGGUUUGUUUGGUCUAUCUGGCAUGAUGCCACCAAGAUACACCCAGGCUUUGAUGACAGGACAGGGGAUUGGUGGAAUCUUUGCAUGUUUUGCAGAUAUUGGCUCAAAAAUAGGAACUUCUAAUCCAAUCAGCAGUGCAUUUUGGUACUUUCUAACAGCAUGUCUUGUGCUUAUUAUAUGUAUUAUAUCAUAUCUUGGUCUGUAUAAGAUUAAAUUUUCUCAACAUUUUCUGGAAAGUCACAGAGAACAAGUUAAUAUUACAGGUAAAACAAGUGUACAACCAGAUGACUUCACUGAUUCGGGCAAACCAAUUUUAACAGGUGCAAUGGAGAAAGAUUUGCCAGAUUAUGAUGUGAAAGUUGAGAAAUCAAUGCCACCAUUUCUUUUGAUAAUGAGAAAGAUAUGGCGGCUAGCUCUAUCAGUCCUCUUGGUGUUUAUGGUAACAUUAUCUGUGUUUCCUGCAGUCCUUUCUGGUAUUAAAUCAGAAAAUCAUGGAGAUGGCUCAGAAUGGACAGGUAAAUUUUUCACUCCUGUAGUAUGUUUCCUUAUCUUUAAUGUUGGUGAUUUUUGUGGACGGGUAAUUGCUGGUUUUAUACAAAAGCCUGGUAAAGAUGGUUACUGGCUUCUUGGCUGCUGUGUAUCAAGAUUCGUCUUUCUUCCCCUUUUUGCAUUUUGCAACUUUAAACCACGAAGGACUACCCACACCCUGUUCUUUACGGAGGAUUAUUGGCCAAUCAUAUUCAAUGCUGUCUUCGCUGUCAGCAAUGGAUAUCUUGGUAGUCUAUGUAUGAUGUAUGGGCCUAAGUUGGUGGAAAGUAAAUAUGCUGAAACAGCUGGUACUAUGAUGGCAUAUUUUCUUGCUCUUGGGCUCGGACUGGGUGGAGCUGCAUCAUUUGGUAUCACAAAGACAAUAUAAAUAUUAUCCUUGGAGCGUUGUUUCUCGUUACAUGAAUAUACAUUAAACAUUCGUUGAUGAUAUGUUUUAUACUCACUCAUUUGCGCUCAAACGUUGGACAUACUGCAGACGGUAGUUAAAUAUACAUCACAAAGUGAUCUUCUGAAAUCAAAGCAUGGCUUGGAAAGUGUUUUAGACUAUUAUGAUAUUUGAAGGACACUUCCAUUUUCCAAAUGAUUAAGGGCCUCUCCAGGUGAUUAUUUUUCUCCUACACCUUCACUAAAUAUGAUAGUGAUGCAAAACACAGGCAUGCAAAUAUAUGAUAGCAAAGGGUAACCUUAAGCUUAAAGUCUCCAGGUACUUCGGAUUCACUGAAUAUCAUAUAUAGUUAUUCAUCUUCCUAGCCAUAUUUCACUAUGGACUAAGAACAUUGCAAAACACUUGGUCUUAGGUUAUUUCAAAUUACAUAUAAAUUAUUAUCAGAACAUAUUCAUUUCAGUCAAACCUUGUUUCAAUGCUUUCAAUGUAAGGUUACUAGUUAUUUAGUCUGUUUAUGACAAGUUGGUAAACAGGGACAUGAUUACAUGAU
Molecule: messenger RNA, 2684 nt
Organism: Dendronephthya gigantea
Lineage: Eukaryota; Metazoa; Cnidaria; Anthozoa; Malacalcyonacea; Nephtheidae
Product: equilibrative nucleoside transporter 1-like
Exons: 15
Coding region: 689-2116 (475 amino acids)
Biological process (GO): nucleoside transmembrane transport
Cellular component (GO): plasma membrane
Molecular function (GO): nucleoside transmembrane transporter activity
Source: RefSeq, a predicted model, not a curated record